Messenger RNA from Dichotomopilus funicola, 1749 nucleotides. Its product is annotated as tRNA synthetases class II-domain-containing protein. Gene Ontology annotation, cellular component: aminoacyl-tRNA synthetase multienzyme complex; cytosol; cytoplasm. The coding region runs from base 1 to 1749 and encodes 582 amino acids. Gene Ontology annotation, biological process: aspartyl-tRNA aminoacylation. The transcript has 3 exons. Gene Ontology annotation, molecular function: aspartate-tRNA ligase activity; RNA binding; ATP binding. NCBI's taxonomy places the organism in Eukaryota, Fungi, Ascomycota, Sordariomycetes, Sordariales, Chaetomiaceae. The record is from RefSeq and is a predicted model, not a curated record.
AUGGCCGAACCCUCAGAAAACCCAGCCCCUCCUCAAGCCGGACCUUCUGCGGCGGCCGCUGCGGCGGCUGAAGGGGGUGAGGGCGGCAUUUCUAAGAAGGCAGCUAAGAAGGCGGAGGCCAAGGCCAAGAAGGAGGCCGAAAAGCUUCGUCGCGCAGCCGAACAAGCUACCGCCCAAGCCGCGGCUAAGGCAGCUGCUCAAACGGAGGAUCUCGCCAAGGACAACUACGGGCAGGAGACGCACGAGACGAAGCUGUCCGCGGAUGUCGUCGAAGUCAGCCUCAAAAGCCUCGGCGAAGAGCAUGUCGGCAGGACGAUCGAGCUGCGCGCUUGGAUGCAGAACGCCCGCAUGCAGGGUGCCAAGAUGGCGUUCAUCGAGCUGCGUGAGGAGGGCAACUUGUCGAUCCAGGGCAUCGUGGUCGCCAGUCCGGAAGGCACCCCGGUCAGCAAGCAGAUGGUCAAGUGGGUUGGCGCCAUCAACCCGGAGAGUUUUGUCGUGGUCGAAGCCAAGGUCCAGAAGCCGCUUGAUACCGUCAAAAGCUGCACUGUGGUCAACUACGAGCUACAUAUCACCAAGUGCUUCGUGCACGCCGCUGCGCCGUCUGUCCUAGGCAUGACCCUUGCCGCGGCGAACCGGCCCGUUGCCAACUUCAGCGAUGAGGAGGUGCCUAUCGAACAGGAGGUCGAGAAGCUUUCGGUUGCUCCCGCGGGCAACGAAACCACGAACAUUCCCGCGGCAAGCAUGCUGACACAUCUUGACAACAUUGUCAUGCACAAGCGCUCGGCCGUCCAGCAGGCGAUUGCGGACAUCCGUGGCGAGGUGAAGGAGCUGUACCGCUCGUACCUGAGGUCGCAGGGGUUCAAGGAGUUUGAGCCACCAUGCCUUAUCGCUGCCGCGUCUGAGGGUGGUGCGAACGUGUUCCGCAUGCCGUACUUUGAGAAGGAGGCCUUCUUGGCGCAAUCGCCGCAGUUUUACAAGCAAAUCGAGAUUGCUGGUGGCCGGAAGCGUGUAUUCAGUGUUGGGCCCGUCUUUAGAGCCGAGAACUCCAAUACGCCUAGGCACAUGACCGAAUUCACCGGCCUUGAUAUGGAAAUGGAAAUCAAGAAGGACUACCGCGAGGUCGUGCAAGUACUUGAAGGUGUCCUUUUCCACAUCUUCCGCAACAUCCAAGAACGCUGCGCCGAAGAGAUUGCUCUCGUCCGUUCCGUUUAUCCUUCAGAAGAGUUCCUCCUUCCCGAACCUGGCAAGGAAGUUCGCCUAACCUUUGCGGAGGGCCAAAAGCUGCUCCGUGAAGAAGGCCCCGAGGAAUUCCGCAACGUCAGCGACGACGAGGACAUGAGCACGCCGCAAGAAAAGGCACUUGGCGCCAUCAUCCGCAAGAAGUACAACACCGACUUCUACGUGCUCGACAAAUUUCCCGAGGAAGCCCGUCCUUUCUAUGCCAAGGAAGACCCUACCAACCGCAAGGUUACCAACGCCUACGACCUGUUCAUGCGUGGCCAGGAGAUCUGCUCGGGCGGUCAACGUAUCCACGACCCCGUCGAGCUCGAGGCCCGCAUCCGCACCAAGGGAAUCGACCCCGCUAGCCCGGGUAUCAAGGAGUACGUCGACAUCUUCCGCCAAGCGGGUAUUCCCGCGCACGGUGGUGGCGGUAUCGGUCUGGAUCGCGUAGUCGCGUGGUAUCUCAACUUGCCCAGCGUCCAUCUCGCAGCGUUUUACCCCCGUACCCCCAAGAGGCUGUUGCCUUGA